Molecule: messenger RNA, 3093 nt
Organism: Anguilla rostrata (American eel)
Lineage: Eukaryota; Metazoa; Chordata; Actinopteri; Anguilliformes; Anguillidae
Gene: mpzl1l
Product: myelin protein zero-like 1 like
Exons: 6
Coding region: 101-895 (264 amino acids)
Cellular component (GO): focal adhesion; cell surface; plasma membrane
Source: RefSeq, a predicted model, not a curated record
UCUUCCUGUGGAAAUGCAGGAAGAGGACGAGGGACGGCGUUAACGAGUAUAGAAAAAAGCGCAACAAAAAAGCGAAUUUUAUCCUAAUACACACCUAAGGAUGGAGAUAAGAUAUAAAGAUAUGUCGCUUUUCUAUAACUUAUUCAUUGGAUAUGCUUUAGUUCUCCUUUUCGGUACUUUUCCAGCCACUGCUAUUGAUGUGUUCACGCCAGCAGAGGUGAUGGUGGAGAAUGGAACCACGGGGGUUCUUCAGUGCACUUUUAAAUCGAGGGAGGUUAUCAGCAGUGGAGCUUCUGUGUCCUGGACAUUCCUUGCUGAGGGAUCCAGCUCCUCCCCAGUCACUAUCUUCCACUAUUCUGCGGGAAAGGCUUAUCCUUCAGCCAGUUCCCAGUUUAAGGAAAGGGUAGAGUGGAUCGGAGACCUAAACAAGAAAGAUGCUUCAAUAAAACUGACCAAAAUGCAGUUCAGUGACAAUGGCACCUACGCCUGCGAUGUGAAGAACCCCCCUGACAUCGAGGUGAUGCCUGCACGCACGCAGCUGCGGGUGGUAAUGAAAGAGGCUCUUCCUCAAACCAACACUGUGGUCAUUGUCGGAGCUGUUAUUGGUGCCAUCAUUGGUCUAAUACUCAUCACAGUCGUCACCUACUUAAUAAUAAAGAGGCAAGAGUCCAAUCAUGACUACGAAGGCUGCACCUCGACUGAGAGUGUCAGUUCACAAGCAACGCGGCUGGGGAAGAAAGCAGAGUCCAGCUCAGAGGGCUCCAGGUGUAGCAGUCCGUCUGCCCCUGUUCAGGGACCGGUGAUAUAUGCACAGCUUGAUCAUUCAGGCAGUAAGAACCCAAACUCCUUCCACAAGAUGGAGCCAGUGGUUUAUGCUGACAUUCGUAAAAACUAAGGGGAGAAACUACCGGCUGAAAUUGACUGGAGGGCAGUGACUUGCUGCCUGCUGCUCCUGGGUUCCUGGCUUUGUGAAUGAAUAUAACAUUGUUAUUUAAUCCAGAUAAAUCCUUGCAUGUUCAUGUAUCUCUUCAGUUUUUUUCCCCCAAAUAUUUUUUUUGUAGAAUAUUAGAUGCACUGAAAAGAUUAGAUGACACUAAAAAAUACACCCAUAAUAGUCCACAAACUCUUGUUUCAACUGACUAGUUAUAGGCAGGGUAAAAUCAGCUUUGCCAUUUUUAUUUUUUAAAGUUAAUUCUUGUAGCUAUAAUAGAGAAUGCAUUAGUACUUCAGGCUUUACCUUAAGCUAUUUUUUGCUGGUACAUAAUCUUGGUAAGUGAAGAGAUUGUUGGAACAAUGUGCUAGAGACUUCUCUUGCUCCAUCGGAGGAAUGGAUAAGCAAGGUUUUCUCUAGAAUCUGACUCUAUACAAUAAUUAUAAUAAAUGAACUACUGCCUUAACCAGACGUGUAAAUCACAAACUGCCUAUGAAACAAGCAAUUUGGCUUAAAUGAAAUAAUUAGCCAAAUGAUGACUUUAAUGAACAUUGUACAGAAAAUUAUAUUUGCAUGUAACUAACAAAUCCAAGGAUUAACAAGAAUAUGUGUUGACUUUAAAAGAUGUAGAUAAUGAGGGCUUAAAAUUAGCAGAGCAGGCAAAUUAUGAUUGCUCCAAACUAUUUGUGCUGCGCAAAACAUUCAUAAAUGUUUUGUAGUGGAAAUUUCUUUCCCUUUUUUGACUGAACUUGUAACACAAAGGGAUUUUUGAGAUUAAAUUUAAUUGUGUUUGAUAUCCAAAUGAAUCCAUGUAGGAACACUACACACUCCCUACAAAAAACAAACUGGGGGGUGUAGUAAAUUGAGGUCCUGACUCACUGUGGUCAUUAAAGACCCCAUGACACUCAUCACGAAGAGUAGGGGGUUCCCCGGUGUCCUGGCUAAAUUGUCCAACCUGGCUCUCUCCACCUGCCUCAUAAUCAUCCCCUUAUUUAAACAGGCUAAAAUUUGUUCUCUCCCUCUCCACCUCUGUUAAUGUGUGGUGCAAAAUGGCUGGCGUGCAUCACCCAGGUGGGUGCUAAACAUUGGUGGUGGGUGAGGUGAAUUCCCCCACAUCACUGUAAAGCACCUUGAGUGACUGGAAAAGUGUCAUAUAAAAGCAAUGUUUCGUUCAUUCAUUCACUCAUCUAUCCUGUUAUAUUAAAAUAAACUUGCCAGUCUCAGACAUCGUAUGUGGUAUGUCUUUGACUCGCAUUGUGUCUAACAAAGCUAGCAAAGCCAGUAUGCGAGUCCAUUUUAAUGUUCUAGUGCCUAAAAAUGGCCCCAUUAAAAUACCUACAUGUUCUGUGCAUUUUUAAAUUCUGUUGCAAAUGUCAAUGUAAAAAUUAGUUGAAAAGGAGCUAACUAGUGAACGUUUUGUACUGAGCCUUCCACAAAGUCUUAGAUAUUUAAUUUUUAAGUUUUUGCUGUCUUCCAUUUCACAGUAGUGGCAUUCUUUUAGAAUUAUGUGAGAUAUAAUUACGAUAUUUCAAUGCCACCUACCAUCAAUUCUAGGAUAGAAGUGUGUAUGUUAAGAUGACCUUAAUAACCAUUCCUAAUUAUUCAAUAAAUGCUGGACCUUUUACUGUGCUGUCCCAUGCUAGUACAUGUCUAUUGUGUAGGUAGUUUUUUCAUUAUAAAAACCUUUAAAUGUUUCUCAAGUCCAAAUUCUUAUGAAAUGUAUUGUGUCAACAUUUGAAAGAAUGCAGGUUCCAUUAAUCAUUCCACUGAUAGUAUGUUUGAACACCAUACUGAAUUGUAAAUCAUGUUUAAAUCGUCAUUUUUGCCGUUUGUAAACUUAGCUUAAGUCGUGUGUUGUGCCUGUAUAAAUAUCAUGCAUCGCAAAAACGAUCUGCACUAUGUACUGCAUAUCAAAGAUGGCACGUACUACUUGUUUUGUUGUUAACAGAAAUGUUUCCUGCUUUUUGUUUGAUGUCUUAAAACUGGAAUGUAGUAACAUUAGUGCCUUUUUUGCAUUUCAUCUACUAACUUAAACACCUCUGCUUAUUUUUUCAAAGAAUCAUGUUUAUUUUGCUCUGUGUGUAAUGUUUUUUAUAUGCAUAUAUGAAAACCGUUCUUGUAUCUUAUUGUUCUAAUUUUAUAUAAAAGCCAUUCCAAAUGUA